Messenger RNA from Botrytis fragariae, 258 nucleotides. RefSeq lists its product as uncharacterized. The transcript has a single exon. Lineage: Eukaryota; Fungi; Ascomycota; Leotiomycetes; Helotiales; Sclerotiniaceae. Bases 1 to 258 code for a protein of 85 amino acids. The record is from RefSeq and is a predicted model, not a curated record.
AUGCGAAGCUUCGGUAAACCUGGAGUUAUGAAUCUGGAAAAGUUGAAAUUUGGAAUAUCUCUGCGGCAGUGGAUCCCUAAGGGAUAUGCGGAAGUUUGGGUUGAAACUGGAAUCGCUGAACAAGGCUUGCCGGCUUAUCCUUCCAAGAACUUCUCAGCCCAUCAUUCUACUUCAUAUGUGACAUUACAAGCAUCCAUGGAGAGAUAUGCUACCAAUGGAGGAGAGUCGCAUUGGGAUGAUGAUAGACUUAUGAUUUGA